AGGAGCCUGCAAAUUUGGACAGAAUGGACCUAUCAUCAUAUCCAUGGUUUUCCACAAUUUGUGAGAGAUUUUUUGUUACUGUAUUGAAAGUUAAAAUAGUGCUAAUUUGCUGAGAAAUUGGUUUACUAGUCCUAGGGGAGUAGCCAAAGCGCAUGCGCGUUUUAUUUCCUACGCUCCCUACCCCCUCGAGCCACCAGGGGCUAGUUGUUGGAGCGCAAUGGCGGUGCACCGGGGACCUUCUUCGAAAUGGCUCUUUUCCCGGGAGCAACUAGAAACAACGCCGUCCCGCCGCAGUGGAGUCGAAUCUGAUAGGGAACUUUCUUACCGUCAGCAAGCCGCCAACCUAAUUCAGGAUAUGGGCCAGAGACUCAACGUCUCUCAACUCAUCAUCAACACUGCAAUCGUUUACAUGCAUAGAUUUUAUAUGAUUCACUCUUUCACUAAGUUUCAUAGGAAUAUCAUCUCCCAAACAACCUUGUUCCUGGCUGCGAAGGUGGAGGAACAACCUAGGAAGCUUGAACAUGUCAUCAAAGUGGCCCACGCCUGCGUCAACCCCCAGGAUGCCCCACUAGACACCAAGAGCAAUGCAUACCAUCAGCAAGCUCAGGAGCUGGUGAUACUAGAAACGAUAGUACUGCAGACGCUAGGUUUUGAAAUAACAAUUGAACAUCCUCACACUGAUGUUGUGAGAUGUUCCCAGCUAGUGCGAGCAAGCAAGGAUUUGGCACAGACUUCCUAUUUCAUGGCUACCAACAGGUUGUUAUCCUGACCCCGCCCCCCACUAUGUUGCACUGUGAUGGCACACUAUAGCUUCCUGUACUGGCAGGUCCCCCUUCCUGUGUCCAACGCCCUCUUUGCGCCAGGCAGGUUUCUGGGAAACCCCUAGGGGCGGUACCAGCCAGCCAGGCUGCAGCAGUGCGGUGUAUUGUACAAGGGCUCAGUGUUGGCACAUAGGGGUUGAAUGCACAAUGUGAACGUGUUGGUGGUGCUGUAGACUGUCCUCACUGACCGUUUGGUUGCUACAGAGUGCAUAUGUCUCCUCCUUCCUAAAACACAAUUGGUAGCCUGAAUAUAGCUUGCCACUAAAGAUCAGUGAAAAGAUGUAAACUAUAGCAUCUGUCCCGGUAAGUAUUAAUAACGUUUUUUUUUUUUCUUGAUUUAUGUUUGACAAAUAGAAGCUAAUAUGCACUGCUCAAAAAAAUAAAGGGAACACUAAAAUAAAACAUCCUAGAUCUGAAUGAAAGAAAUAUUCUUAUUAAAUACUUUUUUCUUUACAUAGUUGAAUGUGCUGACAACAAAAUCACACAUUAUCAAUGGAAAUCAAAUUUAUCAACCCAUGGAGGUCUGGAUUUGGAGUCACACUCAAAAUUAAAGUGGAAAACCACACUACAGGCUGAUCCAACUUUGAUGUAAUGUCCUUAAAACAAGUCAAAAUGAGGCUCAGUAGUGUGUGUGGCCUCCACGUGCCUGUAUGACCUCCCUACAACGCCUGGGCAUGCUCCCGAUGAGGUGGCGGAUGGUCUUCUAAGGGAUCUCCUCCCAGACCUGGACUAAAGCAUCCGCCAACUCCUGGACAGUCUGUGGUGCAACGUGGCGUUGGUGGAUGGAGCGAGACAUGAUGUCCCAGAUGUGCUCAAUUGGAUUCAGGUCUGGGGAACGCCAGUCCAUAGCAUCAAUGCCUUCUUCUUGCAGGAACUGCUGACACUCCAGCCACAUGAGGUCUAGCAUUGUCUUGCAUUAGGAGGAACCCAGGGCCAACCGCAACGGCAUAUGGUCUCACAAGGGGUCUGAGGAUCUCAUCUCGGUACCUAAUGGCAGUCAGGCUACCUCUGGCGAGCACAUGGAGGGCUGUGCGGCCCCCCAAAGAAAUGCCACCCUACACCAUGACUGACCCACCGCCAAACCGGUCAUGCUGGAGGAUGUUGCAGGCAGCAGAACGUUCUCCACGGCGUCUCCAGACUCUGUCACGUCUGUCACGUGCUCAGUGUGAACCUGCUUUCAUCCGUGAAGAGCACAGGGCGCCAGUGGCGAAUUUGCCAAUCUUGGUGUUCUCUGGCAAAUGCCAAACGUCCUGCACGGUGUUGGGCUGUAAGCACAACCCCCACCUGUGGACGUCGGGCCCUCAUACCACCCUCAUGGAGUCUGUUUCUGACCGUUUGAGCAGACACAUGCACAUUUGUGGCCUGCUGGAGGUCAUUUUGCAGGGCUCUGGCAGUGCUCCUCCUGCUCCUCCUUGCACAAAGGCGGAGGUAGCGGUCCUGCUGCUGGGUUGUUGCCCUCCUACAGCCUCCUCCACGUCUCCUGAUGUACUGGCCUGUCUCCUGGUAGCGCCUCCAUGCUCUGGACACUACGCUGACAGACACAGCAAACCUUGCCACAGCUCGCAUUGAUGUGCCAUCCUGGAUGAGCUGCACUACCUGAGCCACUUGUGUGGGUUGUAGACUCCGUCUCAUGCUACCACUAGAGUGAAAGCACCGCCAGCAUUCAAAAGUGACCAAAACAUCAGCCAGGAAGCAUAGGAACUGAGAAGUGGUCUGUAGUCACCACCUGCAGAACCACUCCUUUAUUGGGGGUGUCUUGCUAAUUGCCUAUAAUUUCCACCUGUUGUCUAUUCCAUUUGCACAACAGCAUGUGAAAUUUAUUGUCAAUCAGUGUUGUUUCCUAAGUGGACAGUUUGAUUUCACAGAAGUGUGAUUGACUUGGAGUUACAUUGUGUUGUUUAAGUGUUCCCUUUAUUUUUUUGAGCAGUGUAUAUAAGGGUAACAAGCAAAUUCUUAGUAAUAAUUGACACACCUAAUACUCCAGUAGUAAAAUGAUCAUCCAUAAUUCUCUCUAAUAUAUGAAUUACUUGUAUGCUAUAGGUAUCCUCUUUACCUUAGUAGAAUCUAAACAUUACAGUUAAUUAUAGAUUCAUUAUUUUCCUACAUUUUAUUUUAGUAACUGUACUUGCCCUGACUUAGAUGAAUAAUUUUGCUAUCCUAUGAACAGCAAUAUACAAUGUCUGGACAGAGGGCAAAAAAUUUACAAAGUCAAAAGGAUACUUCCAUAAUUAAUGUAUUGCCCAGAUUUUUGCAAUGCAAGACUAUUGAACCAUUUUGAAAAAGGACAUUUAAAAAGAAAGUUGGCAAAGGUAUGAGUGAGAUGGCAUAACUUGACAGGCUGGACUGGAACAAAGCAGGUGGAUGGUGGACAUCAAUUAUCUUUAGGAAACAAGCUUGAUCCCAAUAAAAAUGCUCGGUACUCUCAAAGAACACGUUUACCAUCUAGGGUUGUCCUCAAUGUAUCAGUUUUCUACGGUAAGAUUCUGUAUGAAAUGGUAAGAGAAACAGCCACGAUCAUCCAUCAUAGAAAACCACCGGGGUACGUGCCUCUGCCACUCACUCUCAACAGUCUGGAAUAUGAAGGCAGUAUUGUAAUAUGUACUGUAUGCAUGCAGAUCAGCUGUACUCUGAGCUUUAUUAGACCAGAGACAUGGCUCUAGUCUAGAGACACCAUAGAGAAGAGGUUCAAACCUCUCCUUGGGGACCCUCAGCCCUUCAAAACUAGCACACCUGAUUCAACUUGUCAAGUCCUUGAUUUGGUGAAUCCACUUGUCAACUAGUCGUCAAGUCCUUGAUUAGGUGAAUCCACUUGUCAACUAAUUGUCAAGUCCUUGAUUAGGUGAAUCCACUUGUAAACUAAUUGUCAAGUCCUUGAUUAAGUGAAUCCGUGCGCUAGUUCAGGGCUGCAACAAAAUUGUGAAAGGUCUGUGAGUUCCCGGGGAAAGGUUUGAAAACCAUUUCCAUAGGGUCUUCAGCCAUGUCCCAGGACUAGUGCUAAUGUCCUCUAUUCCAACCCUAGAACUGUAGCUAACGGGCGUCUCCUCUGUGGUCUUACCUCCGACAGCCUCCACCUCACCACGUUCUGCCUGCAGCACAAGCCCACAGUCAUCGCCUGCGUCUGUAUCCACCUGGCCUGUAAAUGGUCCAACUGGGAGAU
Salvelinus fontinalis (brook trout) is the source of this 3978-nucleotide messenger RNA. Its product is annotated as cyclin-T2-like. The record is from RefSeq and is a predicted model, not a curated record. Gene Ontology annotation, cellular component: cyclin/CDK positive transcription elongation factor complex; nucleus. The transcript has 6 exons. Gene Ontology annotation, molecular function: cyclin-dependent protein serine/threonine kinase activator activity. Gene Ontology annotation, biological process: positive regulation of DNA-templated transcription, elongation; regulation of transcription by RNA polymerase II. Bases 218 to 769 code for a protein of 183 amino acids. Lineage: Eukaryota; Metazoa; Chordata; Actinopteri; Salmoniformes; Salmonidae.